AUGAGCGGAUCUGCCGUCGCUUCACGUGGUGGAAGAGUGCGGACGGCCUGCGAUCUAUGUCGGCAUCGGAGGAUUGGCUGUGACAGAGCGAAGCCAGCCUGCGAAACAUGUACUCUUGCAGGGGUGCCUUGCACGUUCACUCCAACAGCACAGCAACGGAAAAGUGUCCGCGAAGAGCUGGCCGAUGCGAAAGCUAGAGUACGACAUUUGGAAGAAGCAUUGAGGGCGGAGCGAGAGAACCGUCUGAAUUCGGACCAAUAUACGCCUCCCAAGACUCUUUCAAGCGGAAGCAGUCCUCUUGAGGUCCCUCACCAAUUACUCAGUUCGUGGUCAGCCACCACUUAUUUGCUUGAAUCACACAGCUUCGAUGCAGCGCUAUCAAACUUCCGGUGGCAUCUCGGGUUCUGCGGUCCUCGCGCCGCUCCUUUUGCUCUAACGCCAUCCUUCUCCUCCACCGUUUAUGAACGGACGGGUUUCGUUCUCAAUAUUGAAGAUUUCUUAAAUCAACUAGGGCAGUCAUUCAAACUACAGCAUCCAACUCAUUCAACGAGGACCAUUGUUCCGAAGUGGCCCCCGCUGUCUCUCAUCCAGCGUUCAAUAGAGUACUUUUCGAAAAACAGACUCUAUUCCAUUUUCCCUGCUGUCGAUUUGGAAAAUACACCCAUUCAUCUUGAUCAAAAAGCCCUUGGCAAUCCCGACAGCACAACCAGUCCUGCCAGCUACGCCUGUCUGGUUGCUUUAACGGCUCUGAUCACACGAAUCCGCGGCGACGACCUGGCUUUUGCUGAUGCCGACCCUGAUGCGUAUGUGCAAGCAGUGCUGACUUUGUUACCCGAAUUGAUAAUAGACAACGCCAACCUACGAAGCCUUGAAGCUCUCACCUUGUUAGUCCUAUACAUUGCUCCCCUUGGUCAACCGCGGCCGGCAGGUAUUCUACUUGCCAUGGCCAUACGAAUGCUGUAUAAUAUGGGAGCAAACCGAAACAGGGCACCCCCUGAUGAGACUUUAGAACAGAGCCAACACCGCCAACACGUGCGAGCUCUGUUUUGGAUUUGCUACUCCAUUGACAAAGAAAUGUCGCUUCGAGAAUGCAAGGCUCCUCUGAUAAAUGAUGCCGACUGUGAUCUGUAUCUGCCUGCCGCUUAUGUAUCGACUUCCUCUAAUCGGUCGUUCUUUCCAGAGCCUUUAUCAGCAAAAGAGCUUCUCCUCCCGUCAGACCUUCGUCUUGCCCUAAUAAAAUCCAAAAUACAGCAUUUGCUGUACUCUGACCAUGGUAUAGCCCAGCAUGAAGCAAGGCGGAUUCAAUACAUCCGUGAACUGGAUCAAGAGCUGAGCGACAUCAAAUCGAACUUUCCGGUUACGUGUCAACCGGAAGACGUUUUGGACCGAAGCGUGCCUGACUCUUUACUUCAUGAUCUCAGUCUACGGGGUGUGAACAUACAUCUGGAGUACUACUACUGUCUAGCAAAGAUUCAUGGAGCGAGCAGUAAUGGAGGUAUACCAUCUCCUCAGAGCUGGUCCCUACUACCGUCUAGUAUGGAGAUUUGCCACCAGUCAGCACGGUCGACUUUACUCUAUCUCAGUCGAAUGCGCCAUUCGAUAAUGCCUGAAACCUUCUGGUUGAUCCACAACUAUGUCUCCCGCCUCUCCCCCCACCUCUACAAAUAUCCAAAAUACACCCACCAAAGCCCCGAACAACUCCAACAACUAGCCCAAUCGCAAUCCCAGAGCGAUACCCCGGCCCUCCCGCUCAUUCAAUCCAACGCGCCGACACCCAUGGACAUCGCGCUCCGGGAUCUGAUUACCGAGCUACAGCCCUACGGGUUAACGAAGGGUGAGGUACUAAUGAUUGUUAAUCUGGGUGUGGGGAUGCAGGAUGCGCCCGCGGCAGCGGAUGAGGAUGGGCAGGAGGAGGAAGGGGGAGAAGAAGCUGGGGAGGCGGAGGGGGAGGCUGUUAAUGGGAAUGGGGAGGGGAUGGAUGUUGAU
Molecule: messenger RNA, 1986 nt
Organism: Aspergillus bombycis
Lineage: Eukaryota; Fungi; Ascomycota; Eurotiomycetes; Eurotiales; Aspergillaceae
Exons: 5
Biological process (GO): DNA-templated transcription; regulation of DNA-templated transcription
Molecular function (GO): zinc ion binding; DNA-binding transcription factor activity, RNA polymerase II-specific; DNA binding
Source: RefSeq, a predicted model, not a curated record